AUGAGGAAAGAUGCGCAUGACCUCAUUAAAAGAUGCCACACAUGCCAAAUUCAUGCCAAUCUGAGUCACAAGCCUCCCAUGUUGUUACAAGACAUGCGCACUCCUUGGCCUUUUCAUACUUGGGGGCUUGACUUAAUUGGGAUGAUCCAUCCUCCUUCUAAAGGAUACAUAUGGAUUCUCACUGCCACAGAGUAUUUCACAAAGUGGGUUGAGGCAAUCCCUCUUCGAAAGGCCACGGGAGCUACUAUCUCGAAUUUUAUUCGAGAAUACAUCGUGUGCAGGUUUGGAAUCCCAUACAAAAUGGUUACUGACAAUGGCAUGCCUUUUGUUAACAAACAAGUGAGCUCGACACUUAGCGGCUACGGUAUCAGGCAGCCUCGCUCCACACCUUAUUACCCACAGGGAAAUGGUCAGGCAGAGGCUACAAACAAAACCGUACUGAGGAUUUUGAGCAAAAUGGUAUACAAAUAUGAAGGCGGUUGGAGUGUCCACCUGUCGGAUGCCUUGUGGGCUUACCGCACCUCUCCAAGAAGUGCUACAGGUUUUUCACCUUACUUGCUCGUGUAUGGGUCUAAUGCCAUCUCACCCGUGGAAAUCUCCAUUCCCACGGCUAGAGUAUCGGUUGUCAAUGAUCUUGAAUGGGAUGUGAAGUCAUGCUCGGACUAG
Molecule: messenger RNA, 666 nt
Organism: Prunus avium (sweet cherry)
Lineage: Eukaryota; Viridiplantae; Streptophyta; Magnoliopsida; Rosales; Rosaceae
Source: RefSeq, a predicted model, not a curated record